Prinia subflava (tawny-flanked prinia) is the source of this 2915-nucleotide messenger RNA. RefSeq lists its product as uncharacterized. The transcript has 2 exons. The record is from RefSeq and is a predicted model, not a curated record. Bases 1 to 588 code for a protein of 195 amino acids. Lineage: Eukaryota; Metazoa; Chordata; Aves; Passeriformes; Cisticolidae.
AUGCACCAGGACAGGAAACGGCCGCUCGGCACCGCCCGCCCGGCCGGCACCGCCCUGCGCCCCGCGGGCGGAGCCCGGCAGAGCCGGCUCCGCCGCUCCCAUUGGCCGCGCCGCGCGCGCCGCCGCCGCCGCCGCUCGCCAUUGGCCGCCUGCGGGCCGCGCUGCUGUGCCCAUUGGCCGCGCGCCCGCGGCCCCGCCCCGCGGCUUCAUGGCGUCGCGGCUGUACCGGGCGCGGGGCCGCCGCCAUUUUGUGCAGGGGGCAGCGAGGCGCCCGCGCGCCAACGGCAGCGGCGCCAUUUCCUGCCCUCCCCCGGCGGGCGCUGCGCGGGCCGGCAGCGCCUGAGGCGGCGGGGACGGGGAGGGGACGGAACGGGCAGCGGCCGCCGCACUCCCCGGGUAGCGCAUCCGGCUCGGCCGGGCCGUGCGCGGGGCCCAGGGCCGGCCGUACAUAGUGAGCGCUCUGCCCUUCACUUCCCGGCCUCCUGCCGCAUUAUCUGCUGCUGCCAUUCCAGCUCGGCUCUGGGUGAGAAGGACGCUGUGCUUAAAGCUCUGCUUUGGAGUGUUUAUCCCUACGUGCUUUUUAGGUGAUUUUUCAGAAAACCCUGCUGCGCAGUUGACGCAAAUUAUCGCCAUUGAUGGGACAGAACCCAGCUCUGAUGGACUUACUGCACUUUCCUGAACAUGAGAUAUAAAAACGUUUACGUUUUGCCGUAGAAUAAUAGUUCGAAAUUCCUGCAGUCCAAAAUUACUGCAGUUGUAGAAAGAGCCAAAAAAAAUACUCCCAAGCAGGCCUAGUGGCCAGCAGUUUUUCUUUCUUAAUUUACUGUUUCCUAAUUGUAAAUUUUAAGCCAAAUAUAAGCUGCAGCCAUCACUUUGGUUUGCGGUACAGCAUCAAAAGUUUGCUAUAAAAAGCAGAAAUACACAAAGCAGUGAAACACCAUUUAAGAUAAAGCUACAUAUUGGUUGAAAAGUGACUGAUAAUCAGCAGCAGACAGAGCUUUUCCACGUGGUUCCUUCUGGGUAUAUAGAAGGUUCCAGAGAAAAUAAUCAACUCAUUAAACUUACCAGGUAUCCAUUAUUAGGCAUACUAAAAUUGUCUCCAUGUUUAUUGGCAGGUAGUCAGUAAUUACCUCCACUGCAGACUUGAUAAAUAUUGCAGUAAAAGUCCUAGGCUUUGCUGUACUAUGCAAAUACAUAUGAAUAAUUCUUUGAAGACAGUGGUUAAGAAAAGAAAAAUCAACCCAGUGUGUCAGCCUUUUAAAAAAAAUACCUGGUUUUUUAUAUUUAACACAGUUGAAGAGAACUCUGGUUGUGCUUAAUGUUUGUUUGGAGAAAUAUUUUUGAGAGGGAAAUACAAACCCUCAGAGCUGUGCAACUCAACCAGGACUGUCCUGUACCGAUACAGCUACAUUGAAAACACCACACUGAAAUAAGUGAAGAUUAGGAUUUGCUUUAGAUGUUUAUUAAUCCAGGGAGAUCUUCCAUAAUAGAAAAAACCAGAGGCUUUAAAUUUCCCAGCUCUUCCUUUAGAGUUGCAUUAUCCUUGAAAAUGGAAUGGACGAGCGCAAGUUCUAGGAGGAAGAUCUGUUUUUGACAUAAGUGUAUCACUGAAAUUGAUAUAUUGCUUCACAAAAUGCGCUAUUACCACCAACAACAAUGCAAAAUUGUUUUGCAAUUUAUAUAAAUACAUUUCUUGGAGCAAAGGAAAGCAAAGUUCCAGAUCCAUUCUUAAAAAAGAUGCUCCUUGCUGACCAGUCUAGUGACACAUAAAAGCACCCUUGAAGUAAGACUGUAUUCCUCACACCAAGAUAAAAUUCUUCCCUUGACUUGUGACUUGAAAAAUAUAAUUGUUCCAGAACUGACAAUGGCACAAAAAUUGGUGAUUUCCCCCUAUGUUUUUGUCAUCUGGUUUAUACGUGAAGCCUUUAUACAUUAAUCCUUCUCACUGCUGCUGUCCCAUCCUCUGCCACAAGGCCCAAAAUGGCUCAUCUGUCCUCAAAGGUUCUCAUACAUUUUUAGGAUGUAUACAAAGGUAAGCAGAUAUCCAACAAGCAGAUGUUCACAAAUGAUUUUUCAAACUGUGUGUUCCCAAGGAACGCACAGGAGAAGGCAUGCUGGAAGUAUAUCUGUCAGCUUUUUCUACAAAAAUAAAACCCUGUCUAGAGAUUCCCUGGGGGCUGGAGCACACCUGGCUGUGCCCAUGAGUUACAGUCACAAACCUCCAAAUAAGUUCUGCUCUGUGCAUCACCUAAAGAUGCACAGGAACUACCCUGGGUCUCACACCACUACGAGGAUGGAUAUUCCCUUCCCAUCCAAGGCUUUAUUAGUUAGGCUUUUUCACCUCAGGUGCUUCACUUUUCAAGUGUCCCCUUGGUACUGGGGUAGGGUUCCAUGUCCCGCCUUGGCCCCCUGGGUGCAGGGAACCGUUUGCUGGAGCAAGGCAGCUGGAGUGGAGAGGUUGGAAAAGCCCUCCUGCUGCCUGGGAAGCACCAGUGGAUGGCAGAGCAUGGGCUGGGCAGCUCAGCAUGGAAACCCCAAAGCACCACCAAAUCCUGCUACUCUGCUGAUGCAAAAAACCACACCACACAGACCAAUUUUCUGAAGACUGCAUUUUGAGUAUCAUAAUAUAUAUAUAUGUGCAUUUCAUUUUUACAGAUAAAAACUCAGUUUAUUUUUAACCUGUAUUUAAAUUUUGGAGGCUUACAUUAAAUUAAGGUAGCUUGUUUAAUAUCAAUUGUAACAGCAGGUGACAUUUUUAUAUAAAAACAGCCUAAAGGAAAAAAAAAACCAACCCAAACCUUUGAUUUUAAAGACCUGACACCAGUGAUCUAAAGGCAAGAUCAAAUGCCAAUGGAUUUUGCUUUUAGGGAAAAAAAAAAAAAAAAAAAAAAAAAAGGGGCAUUUAAGCCAACCAA